Molecule: messenger RNA, 2268 nt
Organism: Fopius arisanus
Lineage: Eukaryota; Metazoa; Arthropoda; Insecta; Hymenoptera; Braconidae
Gene: Bulli
Product: regulator of MON1-CCZ1 complex protein bulli
Exons: 10
Coding region: 159-2177 (672 amino acids)
Biological process (GO): regulation of autophagy
Cellular component (GO): late endosome membrane; lysosomal membrane; Mon1-Ccz1 complex
Source: RefSeq, a predicted model, not a curated record
GUCCGCCCACCGUGCUAACUCUUCCAAAACAGCUGAUUUUCGAGGAUAAAUCUCUCAUCUCUAACACCACUUUCAUCAAUUUCUCUAUUUUCAUUUUUUCCAUUAUUUCUCAAGCAUUCCAAUAGUUCAUUGUUUUUUAAUAAACCAACAAAAGUGAAAUGGAAGAUAGUGAAGUGCCUGGAGAUGACUAUUAUUUGGAGUUGUCACUAGAACCUAUAAAAUUUGAAUCUGUCAGCAGUCUUACAAAUGUCUUCUUCGAUGACUCCAAACAACAGGUAUUUGCGGUUCGGUCUGGAGGGGUGACAGGCGUCUUGGUCAAAGGCCCAGAACAUAAUUUGAACUUUCGCAUGGAUGAUAAAGGUCCCGUUAUAUCUAUUAAAUUCUCACCAAAUAUGAAUAUCCUUGCAAUCCAAAGGACGACAACUUCUGUAGAAUUUGUUAAUUAUUCGACCAAUUCUGGAUUGGAUAAUAUCGAAUACUCACAGAGUUGUAGGGGAAAAAAUGCCUCCAUUCAAGGAUUUAUUUGGACUUAUGGCAAUGAGAUUCUCGUUAUCACAGACCAUGGAGUGGAACUUUUCCUGGUAAAUCCAGCAAAAAGGAAUGUGAAAGCUCUCAAAUCUCUGAGCUUAGGAGUAAAUUGGUACGUUUAUUGUUAUCAAAGUAAUAUGAUUUUACUCUCCUCUGGGACCAUUGGAAACCAGAUGCAGGCACUCCAUGUUACUCCUGGAAAUUUAAAUAAAAUAACAAAAUUUGAGAUGGAGGUAACGCCAUCGAAACCAGGCAAGCUAGCUGUUUCUGAGAGAGAUGUUGCCCUCGCUGCGUUAUAUGGAAUUCCUUGUAUAAUUGUCCUGAGACAUCAGCAUGGAGCCAAUAAAUCGCUUGGAACUGCUUAUGUUUGCGUAUAUACUGUUCACAAAAUGCUGACGAUAAAAAAAAGUCAUAUACUGAAACUGGAUAUGACCGGGCGGUUUGCUAUUAAUGUUGUGGAUAAUUUGAUAAUUGUCCAUCAUCAAGCAUCAAAGACUUCAAUGAUUUUCGAUAUUAUGCUGGCGGGUGUUUCUGACGGGACAGUGAUGCAUCACACUGCUGUAGCUCCCCCAAAGCCUAUAAAGCCUUAUAAUCUCAGAGUGCAAGGUGCAACAUUAUCGGAACAAACGAUUCAGCCCUGUCAACUUUAUUCACCCAAUUGGGUCGUUUUUCAGCCAAAUAUAGUGAUUGAUGCCAAAUUAGGAUGUUUAUGGUACAUUGAGCUCCGAUUGGAAUCUCUUGUCCAACUUAUUGAAGACAAAGUUCAAUUGGUGGAAUUUUUGCUACAGAGAAAAAAUUCAAAACAAAUUUUACUCCAAGUACUUCAAAAUUAUGUCAAUGAUUUACCUAUCACUCUCGGAGAUAUGCCUGCUGUUUUCGAUAAAUUGAAUGACAUUUAUAGAAAUCAUUUGGAGAACGAGAUUCAAAGUCAAAUGGGCGAACCGUUGCAGAAUAUAUCAAAAUCUCUGCCAAAUCAUUUGGAAAAUUUUGCAUUCAAGGCACUAAUUGAUCAGAGCGACAUAUAUUCUCAUAUACUUUCGAAAUUCUCCUCUGGUGAUAUCAUUGAACCGAAAAUGAUUGUCUGGGUUCUACUGGAAUAUAUAAGAUCAUUGACAGAACAUGGAAUUCCAGUGCAACAUUAUUUACAUGAAUUAGUCAUUACAACAUUGGUUCAGCGCAAAGCAUAUUAUCAGCUACAUCAGUUACUUCAAUAUCACGUAGUAGCUGACUCAAAACCUCUAGCUUGUUUACUUUUAUCAUUAGAGAAUUUGUAUCCAGCGGCGCAUCAAUUAGCUCUGGACAUGUUGAAACGACUCGGGAAUGCGCACGAAGAAAUUAUAGAGGUGUUGCUGUCUAAAGGACACAUUUUACCUGCACUAAGAUACGUACGAUCCGUUGGAAUGGUUGAUCAGGUAUCUGCGCGUAAGUUCCUGGAAGCAGCUAGAAUUCUCAAUGAUCCGACUUUGUUUCACUCUGUAUAUAAAUUCUUUGAGCAACGCAAUGUGAGACUUCACAAUACAACGGCUUUCACACGGGGUGAGCAUUGUCAAGCAUAUGUUAAACACUUUGAAAAUUUGUUUCAUGGCAUUAACAAUGGCUGCUAUGGCAAUUUAAAUUCAAACACUUCUACUCUUUCGUCGCAAAACUAGUUCAUCAACGAGAUUUCGGAUAAUGGAGAGAGGUGAGAAUGUAAAAUAUAGAAAUUUAUUAUAAAAUAAUAAUAAAAUAUAUAAAAAUUCG